Molecule: messenger RNA, 1300 nt
Organism: Achroia grisella
Lineage: Eukaryota; Metazoa; Arthropoda; Insecta; Lepidoptera; Pyralidae
Exons: 4
Coding region: 670-1275 (201 amino acids)
Source: RefSeq, a predicted model, not a curated record
UUAAGUUUAUUAUAAUGAAUAACUGCUCUUUCAUCUUAUUUCUAAUGAUCUUAUCUUUGAAGAGAUUUACAGUAAAGACGACUUUAUUCUAGUGAGUCAUAUAUUUAUGUUACAUGAUAGAAAAAUAUCCAGAUAUGAAUACAAAUGUUUGCAUCUACUCGUGUUAUGCGAGGAUAAAACCCGCGACAUUCUACUAGUAAGGCUGUGUAAACGACUAAAUCACCGGGGCCGAAAGCUGUAAUUGAUUUAUUAUUAAAAUGGAUGCAUAAAUGGUUGUUUGUUGCUCUGUUUGUUGUUUGUUGAUACAAAAACUCCUGAAUAGAUUUUAAUGAAGCUAAUUUACAAUUGACAUUUACUUUGAUUACUUUUUGGUUUGAUCAUUUGUAAUUGAAAUAUAAAUUCCGCUUCUAAACACAACAACGCUGUAAGACUUUAGUCAUUCAUUUAUUUUUAAUUAUUUUAUAAAACAAAGCAGGUGUGUUGUCGUUUUUAAUAUUAGUGGCACGAUAAGAUUAACAAGAUAAUAGUUCGAUAAAUCAAAAUGAAUCAGUUACUUAGAUAAUUUACAUUUAUAUAAUAUAAUAAUUAAGACAAACUGUUAGACAGUCACCUACUAGUGCCAACGUCGUGUGUUUUGUGAACAGAACAGAAAAAAGUCAAAUUUUUAAAAUGGGACAAAAAUAUUUAUUUGUUCUUACUUUAAUGUUUUGUGUGAUUUCGGGAGUGUACAGCUUAGAAUGUUACGUCUGCAGAGACUGUACAGAAGUUACAGAUGAUGAUGUGCAAAAUUGCGAAGCAGCUUUAACAACUACAUCUACAUCAACAACAACAAUAACAACAUCAACUGAGUCUCCAAGUAGUAGUAGUCCAUCUACUGUAUCUGCUGAAGAAGAAACUAGUGAUGAUUCUAAUAGUACUACUACCGAAGACCCGCAAAUAUAUAUAAAAGCGUCAAGGUUUAAGCGACAUGUUCAAAACAAUAGCCCUUGUUUCUGUAAAGAUGUCAAUAAUUGCAAGUGCAAUGGACGUUACUCUAGACUAGGAAGAGACGAUGAGACAACAUAUGUUUGUGUUAAGGAUGAAAUCAUUAUUAAUGGCGAAACUACUAUCAACAGAGGAUGUUCUAUCCAGCAGGACACUGUGGCGACAACAUGUUCAAUAGUUUAUUUCGCCCCUAACUGCAAUACUUGCAACUCUGAUAGAUGUAACUCUGCAGUAACAUACAAAUCAUCAUUAGUUGUCCUAAUUUCAGUAUAUCUGUUAUCAUUUGUAUGAUAUAAUUACAGAAUUAUAACGUAUA